Blastomyces dermatitidis ER-3 is the source of this 2997-nucleotide messenger RNA. RefSeq lists its product as uncharacterized. Gene Ontology annotation, molecular function: magnesium ion transmembrane transporter activity. The transcript has 4 exons. The coding region runs from base 237 to 2192 and encodes 651 amino acids. Gene Ontology annotation, cellular component: membrane. The record is from RefSeq and is a predicted model, not a curated record. Gene Ontology annotation, biological process: magnesium ion transport. Lineage: Eukaryota; Fungi; Ascomycota; Eurotiomycetes; Onygenales; Ajellomycetaceae.
CCCAGUCCAGGCUAGCGUUGUUCCUGGCCAAGCAAGCAUCCAUCAACGGCUCUUAGACAUACAUACGAGACAUCCUCAUCUCAUCCACAUCUGCAUCUACGAGCUUGUUUGUGCUCCAUACAUACCUUUCAUCCAAUGCUAGUAAUGUUCUUCCCCUACACAUAGCAUUUGUUAGUCGAUGCCCCCUCCAACUGCCAACCUGUCUUGUUCUCGCCGAUGCAUGAGGAUACCACGAGAUGGGCCAGUUAGGGGGCUUGUCGCCAGGUGGGAGCAUUGCGGUUGGAGUCCUCGUCGGCUUGAUAUCGACGAGUCUCCAAGCCAUUGGGCUGACCCUCCAGCGCAAGUCUCAUAUACUCGAGGAUGAAAAGAGCCCGUAUGAUUUGCGCCGGCCACCAUACAAACGGCGACGAUGGCAGUUGGGAAUGUUCAUGUUCGUCAUCUCCAACAUCGUCGGGAGCACGAUCCAGAUCACGACCCUACCUCUCCCCGUGCUAUCCACUCUACAAGCAUCCGGACUCGUUUUUAAUACGAUUUUCGCAGCCUUGGUCCUUGGGGAGCCGUUCACCCGUUACUCCAUCUUUGGCACGAUUCUUGUCUCAAUCGGGGCUGUUUUGAUCGGUAUAUUCGGCGCGAUCGGCGAGCCUGCGCAUACUCUAGACCAGCUGCUGGUUUUACUUGGUCGCCGCCCAUUUCUUCUAUGGAUGGCCGCGACAGCCGUGAUGGUAGUACUAACCCUCCUAGGCGCUCGCAUGCUGAAACUCAUCUCUACCCCUGGUAAAGCCCAAGAGUGGGUGAGAAAAUACCGCAUACACAUACCACAUUCGCCAUCCCUCCACAGCCACCACAGCCCACGUAUAAAAAUCCUUCGUGGGAUGAUGUAUGGAUCCGUCAGCGGCAUACUGUCCGCGCACUCACUACUGGUCGCAAAAUCAGCUGUCGAGCUGAUAGUGCGUACCAUAAUAGAUCGAGUGAACCAGUUCAAUCGCUGGCAGUCCUGGAUCAUCCUCCUGGGCCUGGUUGUGCUUGCCCUAACGCAGCUCUAUUACAUGCAUUCUGGCCUCAAGCUGUGCAGCACUAGCAUCCUCUACCCCUAUGUUUUUUGCAUAUACAAUGUUAUCGCGAUUCUAGACGGACUUAUAUAUUUCCACCAAGCCUCGCGCCUUCCGGGCCUCCAUGCGGGUCUUAUAGCGCUAGGAACUGUAAUACUCUUAUCUGGCGUUCUUUGUUUAUCCUGGAGAUUAGAACUCGUCACCUCCCACCCUGGUACCGUAGCAGUUGGACCUCCACCAACCACCUCCCUAACACCUGGGCUUGGACUCCUCGAGGAACAACCAACCCCACCAGAAUACACCUACUACCUCGAAGACGAAGAAACAGCCGUGGGAGAGCGCCAACCUCUCCUCCAAACACCAAAAUCACAACCAGAUAAACAUACAAAACAACAGCAGAAACACCCUUCACCAUCCCACCGUCAUACCCGUAGUCUAUCCCGUCUCUCUCCCAGUAUCCGCCGCAGCACCCAACCAAGCCUUGAAACAGCCGAAAUCUGGGCUGAACUCGACGACUGCGAAGAGAACCUUGAUAUUGAACCUCUCGCACUGCCCACCUCCCCGCUACUCCCAUACACCCCCGCUACCCUUACCACCCCGUGCAAACGCCACCGCAGCACGAGCGGCGUCUCCUACCCCUUUCACACCAGCAGAAGCAAACGCCACUCAUCCAGCCGCACCAACAGCGACGAGAACAAUAACACGUUAAACACCAACGACCCAUCCUCCCUUUCUCCAUCCCCCGCAAUGAACGCCCGCCAGCAGCAAGUCCGCAGAGUCCUCCGGUCGGCAUCGGGGACCUAUGACUCGCCAUCGCGCCGUCGACGAUUCAUGCGCCGUAGCCAUGUCACCAGCAGCAGCGACGGUGAACGACGGCGCGUGUCGUCGCCGCUUGUUGUCGAUUACAUGCGCGGAGCGGGGCAGAGGGAUGUUAGCAAUGCGACGGCUGCUCCUGUUGGCGGUGUCUAUGGCAGAGUCGAUGGUGCGGGCGGCCAGGGCGACGCGGGCGAGGAUCGGAGAGCUCAAGAUCGGUCGCAAUUCACGGGCCCAUUGCGCUGGCUGGGGCGGUGGGUGGGGUUCGGGAGAGGGAGGCCGGGAGGCCGGGAGAUGGCGGUGGAGGGUGAGCCGCCGCCCCAUGGAUAGAUAGAUAGAUACAUUGGAUUGAGUAUAUGAUAUGAUAGGUCAUGAUUUGGAAGACCUCGGGUGUAGAUGGAUGCGCGUUGAUUGCUUGCUUCCUCGAUUGUUUGCCUUGUUUGCUUCGUUUAUCCCGAGAUGCGUGUAACCUAUGUUAUGUUCGUGUUAUGUCUAUACGGCUUUCUGCAUCCGUGCAUAAUGGAUUUACGGGGGUGUUUGAUAGUUGGCCAUCAGGGCGAGUCAUGUCAGCUUAUCGUCGUAUAGUACUAUAUACAUAUAUGCCUGGUUUUUUUUGGGGGAGGGGUGCGGGGUGUUUUCCUUUUUACUCUGUCCCCUUUGUACUAACUUUCUACUUCCCUUCCCUCUGUUCAUUUCCUUCCAUUUCUUCCCUCAGCCAUUUCGAGAGGGGAUAAUUGUAUGUAUAGUACAUACAAGAAGGAGAGUAGAAGACAUUCAAAUCUACAUUUUGCAAUACAACCAAAAAUAAAGGAUACCAUCCAUAUACUCCAAGAAAAUAUAGCGACGAAGCCGACGGAAAGGAACAUGAGUAUGUCCAUUGUGUAUGUACUCUGUAUAGAUAAGAAGCCAUGGCUCAGCUUGAAGAAAAAAGGCCUCUUUGAAACUGCACCAGCUGCCCCUUUCCUCUCUUCUCUGCCUUCUCUAUUUCCGUGCCCCGAUAAACACAUAGAUUGUCGACUCACCGGUCGAUGAGAAGGCAGACCGGUCUAUUGACCGAAGCAUCAAUGACCAAGCCUCAUUCUACAUGGUUUAAAUCUCAUUAAAUCUCAUUAAGAAUUCAAAAACUACAUCGCAA